GUUAUGUAAUUUUGCAGACACUAAAGGACUUGUUUUGCUGCAGUACUUUUGUCUCUUGUCCCAAUUUUCAUAAAGUAAUUGCAUGAUUGCUAACUUUGUUCCCAUUUUUCAGAAAGCAAUUGCAUGACAACUGACUUUACCUUUAUUCCUUAUACUGUUCCCACCAGUCUCUCCUCACCUUACAUCCCACACAACCUAUCCUUCAAGAUUGCUGUAGAGAUAAUUAUUGCAUCCCCUUUGCUUCAAGCUUCGGUCGGUCUCUCAUCCAUCUAAGAUCAAGGUCUUGUUUUGCAAUGGAGUAUGUGGGGCUAUUGAAAGAUAUGUGGUCAUCCAUUUCUAAUUACUUCAACUACCACAAAAUUCUUAAUGAGAAGCGCACAACUCUAAGAGAGAAAAGGAAAAGACUCGAGUGUUGAGAACAAGAUAUCAUUGAGUCAGAAAAUGCACAAACUCAAAAGAAGUUCAAGAAAGAAGUUGAAAAUUGGUUGGCGGAACUGGAAGUUGUAAAAGAUAAUGCACAGCAGAUUGAGCAAGAAGCUGGAGAGAUAAGAUAUUUUUCAAGAUUUAGUUUCCUAAGCCAGAUUGAAGCGAAUACGAGAAGGUUAGAUGAGAUGUUUGAGUUGGGUGAAUUUCCUAAUGGAAUUCUAGUUGAUGCACCUCAAGAUAAAGGAAAUGCUUUGUUAACUGCACAACUAGUAGGUGAAACUACAACCAAAAUAAAUUUGGAGAAGAUUUGGGCAUGCUUAGAUAAUGGUGAAAUCCAAAGCAUUGGAGUUUGGGGAAUGGGGAGGGGGUGGCAAAACAACUGUCGUUACCCAUAUUUACAAUCGCCUCUUGGAAAAUAAUAGCCUUUUCAGCCAUGUAUAUUGGGUGACUAUUUCAAAAGAAUCAAAUAUUCGUGAGUUGCAGGAUGCUAUUGCUAAGAAGUUCAAUAUAGAUUUUUCAAAAGAGGGAGAGGACAAUCAAAGGUCUGCAUUAUUACUCAAAGCAUUGCAAAAACUAAAAAAAAUUGUUAUUAUAUUAGAUGAUAUGUGGGAAGUUUAUGAACCUGAGCUGGUUGGAAUUCCUCUUGGCGUUGAUAGAGGAAAACUGAUCAUAACCACCAGGUCAAGCAAUAUCUGCGAAAGAAUGGGGUGCCAAGAAAUUAUCAAAGUUGAGUCACUUUCUAUAGUGGAAGCAUGGGAGCUUUCCAACAAGACGCUUGGGUGAGACGAUGCACUUAAUGUAGAAAACAAAGAAAUGGCUAAAGAUAUUGUCGAGGAAUGUGUUGGUUUACCUCUUGCCAUCGUCACAACAGCUAAAAGCAUGAGACGUGUGCGUGGUAUUUAUGAAUGGAGGAAUGCUUUGAAUGAAUUGAGGGGACGUACUCAAGGGCUCACACUUAACAUGGAAGAUGAUGUGUUUAAGAUCUUGGAAUUUAGUUACUAUCGCUUGAAAGGUGAAGAACUCCGAGAAUGUUUGUUGUAUUGUGCAUUGUUUCCCGAAGAUUAUGAGAUCAAAAGGGUGUCUUUGAUCAAAUAUUGGAUUGCCGAGGGGAUGGUAGGAGAAAUGGAAACAAGGCAAGCAGAGUUUGAUAAAGGGCAUGCUAUACUGAACAAACUUGAAAAUGUGUGUUUGUUAGAAAGAUGUAGGAAUGGAAAAUUUGUAAAAAUGCAUGAUGUGAUCAAGGAUAUGGCUAUCAACAUUUCAAAAAGGAAUUCUCGAUUCAUGGUGAAAACUACUAGAAAUCUAAAUGAACUCCCGAGUGAGAUACAAUGGUUAGAAAAUCUAGAAAGAGUUUCUUUAAUGGGUAGCCGACUUGAUGCAUUGAAAUCAAUACCAAACUGCCCUAAACUUUCUAUCUUGUUACUUCAAAGUCUCCGUUGUCUAAAUAUCAGUUUUCCAAAUGCCUUCUUUGUGCAUAUGUCGAACCUCAAAGUUCUGGACUUGUCAAAUACAAGAAUUCUCUUCCUACCGGAUUCUAUCUCCAACUUGGUGAAUCUUCGAGCUCUAUUUCUUUGUCGUUGCUACACAUUAUUUCAUGUACCUUCAUUGGCAAAGCUUAAAGAGUUGAGGGAGUUGGAUAUAAGUGAGAGUGGAAUCAGAAAGUUACCAGAUGGGAUAGAGCAAUUGGUCCUCCUUAAAAGCCUUGCUCUCCGAGGUCUAUUCAUUGCUGAUAUGUCUCCAAAUAGGGUACUGCCCAAUCUUCUUCAUCUGCAGUGUUUGAGACUUGAAAAUAUGAGCUUUCCCAUUGUAGGAAUGGAGGAUCUGAUUGGAUUGAGAAAGUUGGAGAUCCUUUGUAUCAAUCUUUCUAGCCUGCACAAGUUUGGUAGCUACAUGAGAACAGAGCACUACCAGAGACUCACCCACUACUACUUCGGAAUAUGUGAGGGAGUUUGGCCACUUGGUAAUUCUCCUAGCAAAGAAGUUGGCAUCUUUCAACGAUGGGAUGGAGUUCCGCGACGUGGAAAUUUUCUUGGCAGAGAAGUAGUUUUGUGGAAAUGUGAGCUGAAGCAAGGAAGAAAAGACAACGAUGACCACUAACUUAUGCUUCCUACCAAUAUGCAACUAUUAGAGAUAGGAAAAUGUAGUCUUCCAACUAGCCUACUGGAUUUGGAUGUUUCUCCUUCUCUCAAGGUCGCCAAAGAUUUGAAAGUACGUUCAUAUUAGGAUGCGAGGGGAUAGAAUACUUAUGGUGGAUAGAGGACUGCGUUGCCUCGUUAAACAAUUUGUACCUUAAUGAAUUGCCAAACUUAAGUGUCUUCUUCAAGUUCCAACCAACAGAUAUUGUAAGUUGUUUCAGUCUCAAGCACUUGCAGGUGACGAAAUGUGGCAAUCUCAAGCAUUUGUUCACGCCUGAGUUAGUGAAGUACCACCUCCAAAACCUUCAAACCAUCUAUCUCCAUGAUUGCAGUCAAAUGGAGGAUAUAAUAGUAGCAGCAGAGGUUGAAGAAGAAGGGGAAGACAUUAAUGAAAUGAAUAAUCUCCUCUUCUAUUUCCCCAACUUACAAAGUUUGGAAUUGAGAAAUCUACCAGAAUUGAAGAGCAUAUGGAAGGGAACAAUGACUUGUAAUCUUCUACAACAACUUAUAGUAUUGGAUUGCCCAAAUCUUAGAAGGUUGCCUCUUUCGGUGUGUAUAAUCGAUGGUGAUGCAGAAAGUGAUAGAAACCAUGAUUUACGCAGCGGAAACAAAUCAUGAUGAAACAAGCAUGGAGGCAAGCCAAAACCAUAUGUAAAAGACUGACCUUUUUCUCUGCUGAAAACGCCCACAAUCUCCUACAAUCUUCUGUUGUUUACCUUAUCAAUUUCCGGACUAUGAUUUCUGAGUGGGCAAAAAAAACAAUAGCUAGGGUUCGUCACUCUCU
Messenger RNA from Vitis vinifera (wine grape), 3345 nucleotides. Its product is annotated as probable disease resistance protein At4g27220. The transcript is spliced from 2 exons. The coding region runs from base 1240 to 2523 and encodes 427 amino acids. Gene Ontology annotation, biological process: defense response to other organism. Lineage: Eukaryota; Viridiplantae; Streptophyta; Magnoliopsida; Vitales; Vitaceae. The record is from RefSeq and is a predicted model, not a curated record. Gene Ontology annotation, molecular function: ADP binding.